UUUGGAGCCAGUUCGGUGUACUAUGUCAAACCCUUUGAAAGAAAAAAAAAGAAUCAGUGAAUAAACGAGGAAGAAAGAGGAGGAGUUAGCAGAUUGUUGAGAGCAGGGUUUAGAGGUAAGACAAGCAAAUCGGAGGGCACUUCCUGAACAGAGCUGUUGGCUGUGUGGAGGUUUUUCUCUGCUUUCUGCACUCUAACAAACUAUGGACUAGCCCUUCCUUCUCUUUGCACGGUUUGGAGCCAUAUUUUAAGAUGAGUGACCAGGACAGCAGCAGCUCUGCCUCCCAGACAGAGGGAGAAGUGGAUGAAGGGCUAGAUGGAGAGAUGGAGAGCAAAGAGGAGAAACUGAGGAGCAGCCCAGUCCCCAGUCUCUCCAGCUUCUCCUCCUCUCUGCGUGCCGUCAUACGCAUCAAACAGAAGUAUCAGGCCAUGAAGAAGCGGCGGCAGGAAAUGGCCCUGGCCCUGGGAGGAGCAGGGGCCCUCACUGGAGCCCCGUCACGCACCAGCCCCAAAAUCUUCACCUUCGAUGGACUCACCCCCAACUCACUCCCCAGCUUGUCGUCCUCUGUCCCUCAGAAGAAGAAGAGGAGGAGGAGGAAGCGGGUGUUGUUUCCCAACAGAGGGGGCCGCAGGGCUCCGCCGAGGCAGGAGCACAGCCGAGCCCAGUACUGCCUGUACCUUCUGUUUGGAAUCGUCUUUGUCCAGGUGUACAACGCCAUAGAGAACCUGGAUGACCAUGUUCUCCGAUACGACCUAGAGGGGCUUGAGAAGACGCUAAGGAGGGAGGUGUUUGGGCAGCAGGGGGCGGUGGAGGGUUUGCUGUGCCACCUGAAGGACUACCUGUCCACUUAUGUCCACAACAAGCCCCUGGUUGUGUCCCUGCACGGCCCCAGUGGCGUAGGCAAGAGCCACUUGGGACGGCUGUUGGCUGGACACUUUCGCUCGGUGGUGGGUGAGGCGCUGGUGCUGCAGUACUACGUCCUUCAUCACUGCCCUCAGGAGGCGGACGCCCUGCAGUGUGGCCGCGACCUCACCAACCUCAUCUCUGCAAUAGUGGAACGAGCCGAGGAGGAGGAGAAGAUCCCGCUCUUCAUCUUUGACGAGGCUGAGCACAUGCACAGCGACAUCCUGGACGCACUGUGGCAGCUCGUCACCUCAAAGCGGUCCAACGAGUACCUGAACGCCAUCUACCUGUUCCUGAGCAAUCUGGGACAUGCACACAUCACCAAGCACGUGCUGCACAACUCCUCAAGUAUCUCCAUGGGGAUGACAGCAUCUGGUCGCCAUAGCAACCUAGUAAAAGAGCUGACUCCAAUUUUACGCAGCACUCUGGAGAAGCUUCACCCGCUGUGGGCAGAGGUAGACAUCUUAGCUCUGGGCCUUCUGGAGAAAGGUCACGUGAUGGAGUGUUUCCUGGACGAGAUGGCCCGGGAGGGGUUCUACCCCGAUCGUACCAACAUCGAGCGCCUCGCGGGUGAGAUCGAAUAUUACCCUGCAGUAGGGGGGCGUGAAUAUUCCCAAACAGGCUGCAAGCAGGUUGUGGCAAAGGUGAACCUACUCUGAACUGUUUUGGAAGCUUGUUUUAGCCAUGAAGAAAACGUGCGUUUGAAGGGAUGGAGGUGACAAAACUUGAAUGGCACAACUCAAAGCCGAAGCUUUUGUAAAGAGUGGAAAAAAAGAAGUAGUUCAUUCACAGAAAAAUGAUAGUGAGGACAUUCAAUAAAACCUGUGAAGAACUAACACUUAUUGAAGGGUCAGUUCACCCAGAAAAAAACCUUCUUACUAACUUUUAAUAAUAUCUCUACAGAUGCUUUAUACAUGUAUGUUCAUGUUAAGUCGUGCUGUUAAGUCAGGCUAUUUUCUCUUUAAAGGUAAAAGUUAAACGGUACACAUUUAUAGAGUGCCUUUUUAACCUGAGCUAGGUUCUACAAGACGCUUUACAAUGUGUUGCUUAUUCACACACUCACACACACCAGUGGUCCCAGAGCUGUCAUGCAUGGUGAUCACCUGCCAUUAGGGGCAAGUAGGGUUCAGCGUCUUACCCAGAGACACUUUGACUCAUAGAGGGGCCAGAGAUCAAAGUAGUGGACUACCUGGUCUACCACCUACACUACCAUUCAGCUGUUGGGGUCACUUACAAAUGUCCUUGUUUUUGAAAGAAAAGCAAUUUUUUUCAAUGAAGAUCACAAUAAAUGAAUCAGAAAUACACUCUAGACAUUGUUAAAGUAGUAAAUGACUUUUCCAGCUGGAAACGGCUGAUUUUUAAUGGAAUAUCUACACAGAGGUAGAGAGGAACAUUUCCAGCAACCAUCACUCCUGUGUAGGGAUGUCUGAUAUUAGCAUUUUUGCCGAAAACCGAUAUGCCGAUAAUGUAACUCUCAACUUCCGAUUACGAUAUUAACCGAUAUCGAUAUAUGUGGACUUGGAAAUUAGAACACGAGUCCUGCGUUCUAAUGGUAUAUUGUGUUAGCUAAUGGUGUUAAAAGGCUAAUUAAGGAUUAGAAAUCCCUUGUGCAAUUAUGUUAGCACAUGAAGAAAAGUCUGAGUUUUCAUGGAAAUCAUAGAACUGCCGAGGUGACCCCAAACUUUCAAACAGUAGUGUACAUUAUAGCCACCCAUGUCAGUCCAAGAAAGGGAUGUCACUUUAGUUUUAUUUUUUUUUCGAGGGGGACAAUGUAGGGCAUACAUUAACUUAAGUAUUUACAAUACAGUUCUAUCCCUAAUAAAACAAAGGACUUCUACAGGAGUAUGGAUUUUGUGGUGUUUUUUUUUUCUUUACACAGAGACAUUUUCACCAUAAAUUGGUUAAUGCAUCUCCCCAUUUCAAGCAAAAUCUACUCCUGGGUGUCACGAUAUGAUAACCGUGAGCCUAGAAAACUAAUUUAGAAACAGCAUACAGUACAGUUAUGGUUACAGACUCUCUCUUUACCAUCCUACCUUAAUUAAUUUGCCAACAAAGAGAUAAAACAUACUAUCUACAGGCAUGUAUUCAACAGUAGUGCUGUCAUCAUUAAUGUGAAUUUAUUUGACCAUAUUUAUUUGAGUACUUUUUAUUUGUGCCAUUAUCAAAAAAAUGCGAUUAAUCCUUAAUUUGGUUUAUGACCAAAUACCUGCCAUCCCAUUCCCACCAGCUCCAGCAUUGCUUUGUCAGGAUGCUUCAGGGCCCACAACGGGUCUUUGAGUGGUGACUACACAUAACAGUAAGUAUAGUUGGUCUGUGUACAGUAAAUCAAUCUGCUACCUUGUUUGACAGAUAAAAACACACUGUCCUGCUGUUUCUGACCACUUGACAAACAAUUAUUAACUAUUUAUUCAACUUUAUUCAGUGAACCAGCCUACUGUUCAGUAGUUCAUUUAUUUAAUGAUUAUGCUUGAAUAAAUGAAAGUCAUUUAACAAAA
Acanthochromis polyacanthus (spiny chromis) is the source of this 3398-nucleotide messenger RNA. It is a transcript of the gene tor4aa, whose product is annotated as torsin family 4, member Aa. Lineage: Eukaryota; Metazoa; Chordata; Actinopteri; Pomacentridae. The transcript is spliced from 3 exons. The record is from RefSeq and is a predicted model, not a curated record. Gene Ontology annotation, cellular component: nuclear envelope; endoplasmic reticulum lumen. Bases 252 to 1562 code for a protein of 436 amino acids. Gene Ontology annotation, molecular function: ATP hydrolysis activity; ATP binding.